Penicillium waksmanii is the source of this 3150-nucleotide messenger RNA. RefSeq lists its product as uncharacterized. Gene Ontology annotation, molecular function: ATP binding; ATP hydrolysis activity; P-type calcium transporter activity. Lineage: Eukaryota; Fungi; Ascomycota; Eurotiomycetes; Eurotiales; Aspergillaceae. The transcript has 5 exons. The record is from RefSeq and is a predicted model, not a curated record. The coding region runs from base 1 to 3150 and encodes 1049 amino acids. Gene Ontology annotation, biological process: calcium ion transmembrane transport; intracellular calcium ion homeostasis. Gene Ontology annotation, cellular component: plasma membrane.
AUGUCUAAGGAGAGCCCCCAAGCACAAGGCUCCAAGUCAUCCAGCGAUGUCUCCACGCAGUAUCUUUCCAAGCCGGCUCACAGUCUCACCUAUGAAGAGGUGAUUCAGGAACUCGGCACAAAUUCAGACAAUGGCCUCACCACGAGCGACGUCAAACAGCGCCUGGAGAAAUAUGGCGGAAACGUUUUGGAAGGAGACGAAGGUGUCUCUUUUGCUAAAAUUGUCAUUAGACAGAUUGCAAAUGCCAUGAUGCUGGUUCUCAUCAUCGCUAUGGCCGUUAGUUUCGGUAUCAAAUCAUGGAUUGAAGGUGGUUUUAUCGCCGCGGUGAUCGCCCUGAACAUCGUUGUUGGGGUUUACCAGGACUUUGCCGCUGAAAAGACAAUGGAUUCUCUUCGAUCUUUGUCUUCGCCCACAGGCGUUGUCACUCGAGAUGGUAAAACUCAAACUGUACCCGCCCAGGAAAUUGUUCCGGGUGAUAUGGCCGAGUUGAAAGUUGGCGACACCGUGCCUGCUGAUCUUAGACUUGUCGAAGCUAUGAACUUCGAAACAGAUGAAGCUCUACUCACUGGCGAAUCUCUCCCCGUCCAGAAAGAAGUCGAUGCCACCUACGAUGUCGACACCGGCCCCGGCGACCGUUUGAAUAUUGUCUACAGCUCUUCCACAGUAACCCGCGGCCGCGCCAGAGGUGUCGUAAUCGGCACUGGUAUGAAGACUGAGAUUGGUGCCAUCGCUGCUGCCCUUCGUGGAGGCGAUUCCAAACGCCGCCCUGUCAAGCGUGGCCCCGAGGGCGAAACCAAGAAGCGCUGGUACAUUCAAGCCUGGACAUUGACCACUACCGACGCGAUCGGUCGUUUUCUCGGAAUCAAUGUCGGAACUCCCCUCCAGCGGAAACUCUCGAAGCUCGCGCUUCUCCUCUUUGCUAUCGCAGUUGUAUUUGCAAUUGUUGUCGCAGCAUCUAACGAUUGGCGCGGUGAUAACGAAGUCAUCAUCUACGCUGUUGCUACUGGCCUGGCUAUGAUUCCUGCUUGCUUGGUUGUUGUUCUGACGAUUACAAUGGCAAUGGGGACGAGACAGAUGGUGCAGCGACAUGUCAUUGUUCGAAAGCUGGAUUCUCUCGAGGCCCUUGGUGCUGUCACCAACAUUUGCUCGGAUAAAACUGGAACCUUGACACAAGGUCGCAUGGUCGCAAAGCGUGCUUGGCUUCCAUCCGUGGGCACUUAUUCUGUUGGAGCAUCAACGGACCCCUUAGACCCCAAGGAAGGAGAGCUAAGCUUGACAGAUGCGGCACCUAUUGAGCUGAGUGCUGAAUCCCGUGCCGGCGACCCUGCUGCACCCGAGGAUCUAUUGAAAGGCAGUGGCCUGUUGAAGUCAUUCCUGAACGUCGCGGCACUAGCCAACCUAGCACAUUUGCACAAGUCCGCCAGCGAGGGAUGGCAAGCCCGAGGCGAACCAACUGAUAUUGCCAUCCAGGUCUUUGCUUGGCGUUUUGACUGGGGGAAUGAUCGCCUGAUGAAGGGCGAGAAACCCAUCUGGCGCCAAAAAGCCGAAUACCCGUUUGACUCCAGUGUGAAGAAGAUGUCGGUUGUCUUUGCCAAACGCGACGAGGAAACUGGAAACACACAGGAAAUGAUUUUUAGCAAGGGUGCUGUUGAGCGCGUUCUUGAAACUUGCACGACUAUUCACUGGAAAUCCGACUCUCCCAUCCCUCUUACCGAUGAAAUCCGCCACCAGAUCCUGCAAAACAUGGAGGCAUUGGCCAAGGAAGGUCUGCGUGUUCUUGCGCUGGCUGGCCGGGAACAUACUGGAAACAAGGAAAGCAACGAACCCCUUCCCCGCGAAGAAAUCGAGAAGGAUCUUGUUUUCUACGGACUCAUUGGAUUGUAUGACCCACCUCGCCCUGAAACCGCAGGUGCCAUUGCCCAAUGCUAUAAGGCCGGCAUUUCUGUUCACAUGGUUACGGGUGAUCACCCGGGUACUGCGCGCGCAAUUGCUGCGCAGGUUGGAAUUAUCCCGUCCAAUAUGGAUAUGGUCGCGAAGGACGUCGCUGAUGCGAUGGUCCGCAUGAUUGAUGCUUUGCACCGCCGCGGAAGAUAUGUCGCCAUGACUGGUGAUGGUGUGAACGAUUCGCCCUCUUUGAAGCGGGCUGACGUUGGUAUUGCUAUGGGGCAGAAUGGUUCCGACGUGGCCAAGGACGCUUCAGAGCUUGUUCUAACCGACGACAACUUUGCCUCGAUCAUUAACGGUAUUGAAGAAGGCCGCAGGAUUUUUGACAAUAUCCAGAAAUUCGUUUUGCAUCUGCUGGCUGAGAACGUUGCUUUGGCAAUUACUCUGCUCAUUGGUCUUGCUUUUAAGGAUGACUCCAAUCAAUCUGUCUUCCCUAUCUCCCCCGUUGAGAUUAUUUGGAUCAUCAUGGUUACUUCUGGUCUUCCUGAUAUGGGCUUGGGAAUGGAGUCCGCGGCUCCAGAAGUUAUGGACCGACCGCCCCAGAGUAAACAAGGUAUCUUUACCUGGGAAAUCAUUGUCGAUACACUCGUCUACGGUGUGUGGAUGGCAGCUCUCUGUCUUUCCGCCUUCGCUCUUGUCAUGUUCCGUUGGGGUGAUGGCAACCUUGCCAUGGGAUGUAACACUCAAUACAACGACGCCUCUACAGACUUCACUUGUGACACCGUCUUCCGCGCCAGAGCAACCACAUUCACCUGUAUGACCUGGUUUGCUCUCUUUCUCGCAUGGGAGAUGAUGAAUCUUCGCCGCAGCUUCUUCCGCAUGAAGCCCGAAUCCAAGCGCUACUUCACCCAGUGGAUGUAUGAUAUCUGGAGCAACCGAUUCCUCUUCUGGGGUAUUAUGGCUGGCUUUGUGCUUGCUUUCCCGAUUCUGUAUAUCCCUGUCAUCAACCACAGCGUCUUCAAACACACUGCUAUCUCAUGGGAGUGGGGAAUUGUCUUUGUUGAGACAGUGCUUUUCUUCCUUGGUAUCGAGACUUGGAAGUGGUUCAAGCGAGUCUACUUCCGUCGCCAGGCCCGCAUGCAGAAGGACAAAGGAGACAAGGGUGGAGAUCAGUACUAUCUUGGAGACUUUAAUCGAUAUGUCUCUAUGAGCCGCUCGGAGACUCAAGCCUCUGGUGGCAUGAAGACUGAAGAGUCGAUGGUUUAA